Molecule: messenger RNA, 663 nt
Organism: Colletotrichum truncatum
Lineage: Eukaryota; Fungi; Ascomycota; Sordariomycetes; Glomerellales; Glomerellaceae
Product: glutathione S-transferase domain-containing protein
Source: RefSeq, a predicted model, not a curated record
AUGAAGUUCUACGACGCAGCGGCCCCCAAUCCUUAUGUGGUGCGGUUGUUUAUCCUCGAACGAGGCGGUAUCAACCUCGAUGUUCAGCAGGUUGAUAUCAUGGCCUUAGAGAACCGGAGGCUGGCGUACCGUCGCGACGUGAAUUCCCGUGGCGAGUUGCCCGCUCUACGUAUCUCGGACGACUUCGUGUUGACGGAAAUCACCGCAAUCUGCGAGUACCUCGAUGAAGUUGCAGAGGGUGGAAAGAGCCUGUUUGGAGAAACCGCCCAAGAGAGAGCCGAGACACGGAUGUGGCUGCGACGCAUGGAUCUGGAGAUUGCUCAACCCGUCAUCUCGUGGUAUCGUAACGAUCCCGCCACUAUCGAUUUCUACAAAGGAAACCGCAUUCCGACUCCUGCAGCACAGGUGAAUGAGAAGGUCGUCAUCAACCAAUUCUUAAACCUUCUGGAUGAUGAGCUGGAGGGGAAGACAUGGCUUUGCGGUGAUCGGUUCUCUGCCGCCGAUAUCCACUUUUACGGCCUUCUUAAGAUGAUGGUAAUGGGCCCGGCUUCUUGGGUGCUUCUUCCUGGGAGGAAAAAUGUGACGGAUUACUUUGAAAGAAUGGAUGCACGGGAGGCUAGCACCACUGCCCUUGCGCCUUUUGCAGAAAGAGUGUCUGUUUAA